Molecule: messenger RNA, 798 nt
Organism: Thecamonas trahens ATCC 50062
Lineage: Eukaryota; Apusomonadida; Apusomonadidae
Product: autophagy protein 7
Exons: 4
Coding region: 1-798 (265 amino acids)
Biological process (GO): regulation of microtubule polymerization or depolymerization; spindle assembly; protein localization to microtubule plus-end
Cellular component (GO): microtubule organizing center; cytoplasmic microtubule; microtubule plus-end
Molecular function (GO): microtubule plus-end binding
Source: RefSeq, a predicted model, not a curated record
AUGCAGGGUGUUUCCGCAGGACUGCAUUCUGGUGCCUUCUACGUCUCCCGGUCCGAGCUUCUCGGCUGGCUUAACGAGACCCUCGACCUGUCAUACCAGAAGAUCGAGGAGGUUUCGAACGGCGCUGCGUUCUGCCAGCUGUGCGACAUGCUCUUCCCGGGCACUGUGCCGAUGAGCAAGGUCAACUUCUCGGCCAAGUACGAGUAUGACAAGCUCAAGAACUACAAGGUUCUGCAGUCUGUGUUUGAGAAGAACAACGUGCCCAAGGUGGUCGACGCGCACAAGCUCGUCAAGGGCAAGCCGAUGGACAACCUCGAGUUCUUCCAGUGGUUCAAGCACUUUUUCGACGCCAACUACGCGGCCAACGCCGACGAGUACAAGGCUCUCGCCCGUCGCAAGGGCCAGGCCAACGCCAAGGCGCGGUCGUCGAGCAGGGCGCCCGGCGCGUCGGGCUCGCGCUCGCGCUCGCGGCCGCGCCCGGGCCAGGCACCGGGCUCGUCGGCCCGCCGGUCGGCAACUCGCAACGAGAACGCUCCGCCGCCGUCGACGGGCGCCAAGGGCAUCUCAGCUGCAGCCAUGAAGGCCAAGAUCGACGAGGUCAAGGCUGCGCUCGAGGCCAAGCACGCCGCUGAGAUCGAGGCGCUCAAGGAGCAGCUCCGCGACAUUGAGAUCCUUGCCGAGGCCCACGAAGACGAGGACAUCCCGUUCCUUAAGCAGGUCCAGGAUCUGCUGUACAAGUCCGACGACUCGGACGACGAAGGCGCCGACGAUGUUGAGGACGAGGCGGUCGAGGCCUAA